Molecule: messenger RNA, 3009 nt
Organism: Yarrowia lipolytica CLIB122
Lineage: Eukaryota; Fungi; Ascomycota; Dipodascomycetes; Dipodascales
Source: RefSeq, a predicted model, not a curated record
AUGUAUAUAUAUACAGAUCCGAAUUGUUUGUGUCAUUUGCAAGUCACGACACUGAUAAUAUCACCAGAGCACGACAAACCAAAAAUGAUCAUCACAUACGAAUGUCAGACGCCAGACAAGCCGUCCACGGUGCAGUUGGCAGGCGACUUUUGCGACUGGCAGCCCCAGAACAUGACUCCUGAAGAGGAUGGAAACAAGUACACGUACGAUUUCGACCCCGAAAGUGGCAAGAAGUACCUGUACAAGUUUGUGGUAGAUGGCGAAUGGGUGCUUCAGGACGGCGUUGCGACGGCUACCACCGAAGAUGGUGCUGUCAACCAUGUCAUUACAGAGGCCGAGUCCUCUGCUGCUGUUGCCAAGCGCAAGAAGAACCAGAAGAAGAAGGCCAAGAAGAAGGCCAAGGCUGCUGCCGCAAAGGUCAAUUCGGAUUCCCGUUCGUCCUCGGAACCCUCCUUCACUCCUCCUCCCACUGCCUCGUCCGAGACCACUUCCAUGAACGCUUCUAUGGCUCUGGAUGAUCCUCGGUGGGUCAUGGUUGAUCAGGCAGGCGCCAUGGUCAUGGAUCUGAACAAGGCCAGCGGUGAGUUUGAUGAUUUGGAUGCAUUGAUCUCUAGUGGAAUCGCCAAUGGAAGUAUCGGUAAUGACCCUGUUCCUGUGGUGGAUAAGGGAGCCAAAAUUGAGGAGGUUGUUGAGAAGGUUGAGCCGAAGGCCGAGGAGGUUACUACUGAGAUCGAGGCUGAUACCAAGGGGGAGGAUGAGGAGGAGGUCAAGGAGGCAACUGCCGUGGAUGAAGAGCCUGAGAUCAAGACUGAUGAAGUUGAGUCUGCUGAAGCCAAGCAAGCAGAGGUUGAGUCUGCGGCCAAGGAAGAGUUUGAGGUUGAGAACACCAUCAUUGAGUCUGUUGAGCCUGCUAAGAAGGUCAAGGCUGAGCCUGAAGUUGAGGAGGCAAAAACUGAGGUUGAGGAAUCUAAGCCCACUGACAAUGAAACCGAGGUUGCUGAGAUUGAGACUAAGAGUGAAGAGUCUGUCGGGGAGUCUGUCAAGGAGUCUGUCGAGGAGACUACUGAGGACAACUCUAAGAACUUUACUGAAUCCGACCAGGUUCUUACUGAUGAGUCCACUAAACCUACCGAGAUCGAGGUAGCUAACCCUGAGUCCACUGACACUCUUGAUACUGAGACCGCUGAGUCUGAACCAGCUCGAACUGAGGAGCCUCAAACAGAUGAGACUGAAGUUGAGCCCGAGCUUGAGACUGGAGUCGUGGCUGAUCCUAUCGAGGAGAAUGCUGCUGAGGUCGCCGAGGCCAUUAAGGUUAAGGACGAUGAGUCGGAGGUUCUGUCUAAGGACAUCUCUGAACCUGUCGAGGAGGUUGCAUCGGAGCCAGUCUCUGAGGAGCCAGUCUCUGAGGAGGACGAUGAGUCGCAGGUUCUGUCUAAGGACAUCUCUGAACCUGUCGAGGAGGUUGCAUCGGAGCCUGUCGAAGAGGAGCCUGUCGAAGAGGUCAUCUCUGAGGAGCCUGUCGAAGAGGUCACCUCUGAGGAGGCAUCCGAGCCUGUCGUCGAGGAGGCUACUCUUCACGAGACCCCUAUUGAGGAGGCUGCCCCUGGGGUUGAGUCUGAGGAGCCUAUCGCUGAGAUUGAGUCUGUCACUAAAGAGGCCGAGGCUAGCGCUGAUAUCGAGACUGAGACUGAGGCCACUCCCGCUGAGACCGAAUCCGAAUCGACUGCACCCAUCGCAGCCAACGAGCAGGUCUCCGAGGUUGCUGAGGUUGCUGAGGUUUCCGAGAAGGUUACUCUCAUUGAGGAGGAAGCUGAGACUGUUCAGUCUAGCGAGACUGCUGAUAAUUCGCCUCACAACUCUGGCGAGCCUACUCCCGAGCCUACCGAGACUGCUGAGGCUAUCGAAAUCGCUGAGAAGGAGGUAGCUUCAGAAUCGGCGCCUAUGGAUAAGCCUGAAACCGAAGAAAUUCUCGAGUCCGAGCCCGUUGAUGAAGCACCCGUUGUGACCGAGACUGCCAGCAACAUCAUUGACGAGACUGAAGCUCCCGGCCAGGAGUCUGAGGCUGCAGGUGAGUCUGAGGCAGUGGAGGAGCCCAAGGCUGUUGAGGAGACUCGCGAGGAGACUCCUAGUGAGUCCCAUGAGACUACCGAGCCUGUCGCUGAGGUCGCGGAGAAGUUUGUGGAGCCCAAGGUUGAAUCUGAGGAAGUUGAGCAGACCGAGGAGGUUAAGGAGACUGUCCCCGUGGUCGUUACAGAGGAGACAGUCUCCGUUGAACCGGUUUCUGAGUCUCCCACUAACCCCGAAAAGGAUGAGGUACCUACCGAGGCGCUCGUUGAGACUUCUACGGAGCCCUCUGUGCCUAAGAUCAACGAGACUGAGAUUGUCGACGUGGCCGUUGAUGAGUCUGUUCAGGUUGCUGACGCCACUGCUGACGAAGCUGAGGUGAUUGAGCCUGUUUCUGUAGCCCAGCCCGUGAUCAAGUCUGCUCUCGUCCAGGCUGGGCCUGAGGUUGAGUCUGUAACUGAGGUCACUGCACCCGAGCCUGAGGUUGAGACUAUUGGCGACAAGUCUUCUUCGGAAUCUGCUGUCAAGGUCACCCCCGGUAUUGCUGCAGCUGUGCCUGCAAUUGCAGCGGCCGCCGUGUCUGCAGGAGCCGCAGUUGCCGCCGUGCCUUUUAGCAAGAAUGAGCCUUCUGUUGAUUCCGACGCUGUUCAGCCUGUUCCCCCGUCUUCUGCAGGAUCCGAACGCAUGGUCACCGCAAUGUCCGAGCCUGUGACCACUGAUGAGGCUUCCAAGGCUAACCCUGAACAGACCCCCCGAGCCAGAAAUGUGUCAUAUGGCUCGAUCGCCGAGGCCGAAUCCGACGCUGGUUCCGACGUUGAGGUGCCAUCUAACCAAAAGGCCGUAAGCGAACACCGGGGUAUCUUUGUGUGGCUUUACGAGGUCAUUCUCGCUGGUAUUUUCAGCAAGUUGACUUCUCUUUUUCGGCGACCAGAACCCAGCAACUAA